Molecule: messenger RNA, 2121 nt
Organism: Kalmanozyma brasiliensis GHG001
Lineage: Eukaryota; Fungi; Basidiomycota; Ustilaginomycetes; Ustilaginales
Product: Major facilitator superfamily
Exons: 1
Coding region: 1-2121 (706 amino acids)
Biological process (GO): transmembrane transport
Molecular function (GO): transmembrane transporter activity
Source: RefSeq, a predicted model, not a curated record
AUGGCCGACCACGACGGCGGCCGCACCGAGGAGGCCAUCACGGCCGGCCCUGAUGCCACAUGUGUGGACACUCCGACAUCGUCCUAUCCACCUGAGACAACCAUAUCCGAAGCAGCGCCCCCAUCGUACGUGUCCACGCCUCGACCCGCAUAUGCGCCAGAUCUUGUUGCGCACUCGACGCCCAACCUGGCCGCCAGCUCGAUGCGCCAUCUGCCCUCGUCCUCAACCUCGACCGACCACACCUGCCGCCCGAGCCUCGACACGACCCACUCAAGCUCGGCCAAGUCGCGCCUCUCGGCGCGCACCCACUUCCUGCUGGUCUUCUCUGCAUUGUGCGUCUCGUCUUUUCUCUCGGCGCUCGAUCUCACCACUGUAUCCACUGCGCUGCCGACCAUCGUCUCGGAUCUGCAAAACGACGCAAUCCGGUUUGGCAAGCAUCACCACCACUCUCCCGUAACCACUUCGACGAGCUCGACCGGCUAUGGGGGCACGUACAUCUGGAUUGGCGCAGCAUACACCGUCGCUGGUAUGGCGAUCUUGCCCAUGACCGGCGGGUUGUGCGAGAUCUGGGGCCGCAAAAGUGUACUCCUCUCCUCGUUGUUCUUCUUUCUCUUUGGCAGCAUCAUCUGCGGCGCGAGCCACAGUCUGGAGAUGAUGAUCGUCGGGAGGGUGUUGCAAGGUGUAGGAGAUGGAGGAAUCAUUUCGCUCGCAGAGAUCAUCGUUGCCGACCUCGUCAGUCUGAGCGAGAGGGGAACGUAUGAAGGCAUUCUGGGCGUCGUCUGGGCGGGCGCCAGUGCGGUGGGCCCACCCAUCGGCGGUGUCUUUUCUCGCAGAGACCACUGGAGGUGGUUGUUCUGGCUCAACGUCCCCGUGACGGUGCUGGCGAUCAUCAUGAUCAGCUGCUUCAUGCACAUGAAGACGCCUCAAGCCGACGUCAGGUCCAAACUCAAGUCGAUGGAUUGGAGCGGCAACGCGCUGCUCAUGCUAGCCACCGUCGGGUUAGGUCUGUCGCUCACCUGGGGCGGGGCGCGGUACGGGUGGAUGAGCGCACCGGUGCUCAUCCCGCUCGUCCUGUCAGUGCUGCUCUUUGUCGCGUUCUUCUACCUCGAGCUGUUCAAAUUGCGAAACCCGACAGUGCCGAGGGAGCUGCUGUCGAACCGCACCGCCAUCAGCGCCCACCUCACCAGCUUUGCGCACGGCGUCGUCACCAUGGCCAUCAUCUAUGUCAUCCCAACCUACUUCCAGGCGGUCAAGCUGUCGUCCACCAUCAUGUCUGGCUGGAUGGUCCUCCCCUUUAGCUGCACUGUCGCGCUCACCGCCAUUGCAUUCGCAGUGAGCAUUGAGGUGACACAACGCUACCUACCACAGAAUCACCUAGGAUGGUUCUUCACCGUGCUCGGCGUUCCACUUUUGCUGCUGCUUGACGUCGACGCAAAGCCAGUAACGUGGAUCCUGGUGCAGCUGCCCAUCGCCAUUGGAUGCGGAAUCCUGUUCGUCGCGCCCCAGUUCCCGACCUUGGCGUCGGUCGCAGUCGAACUCGCCUCGCGCGCUUUGGCUCUGCAACUCUUCUUCGCCUCGUUCGGCCAGACGCUCGGCAUCAUGCUCGCCGAAGCGGUGUUCCAGUCGUCGGUGCACAAGGCGAUCAAGUCGCCCUCCAUCCAGGCGCUCUCCGCCAACGGAAGUCUGCCGUUCAACAUCGAAGACAUCUCCUCGCCCUAUUCGAUGCAUUUCGGAGCGCUGCGCACACUGGAUCCGGUCGCCAGCCGUGCUGUGAGAGGCGUAUACAGUGGCGCACUGCGACAUGUGUGGCUGCUGUUGAUUCCGUUUGCGGUCGCAGGCUGGGCCAUCUGUUUUGCGAUGAAGGAGCUCGAGAUGCACGACGAGGUGGAUGAGCGGUUUGCUGCAGACGUGCUCGAUGGCGACGCGGUCGAUGGAGAUCGCGAAAAGGGAUUGCUCGUCGAUAGCACAGCAAGCAAGACGAAAGAGCCCACCUGGCGCACAUCCCCAGAGGACAUCACGCCAACCGAGCCGUCAGCGUCAAUGCUGCUCCACCAUAUCGACGGAACCCCCACCACCCAAACCACCGCAACCUCGCACGACUCGCACUACACUCGACAAUAG